Molecule: messenger RNA, 1584 nt
Organism: Nicotiana attenuata
Lineage: Eukaryota; Viridiplantae; Streptophyta; Magnoliopsida; Solanales; Solanaceae
Exons: 2
Coding region: 1-1584 (527 amino acids)
Molecular function (GO): catalytic activity
Source: RefSeq, a predicted model, not a curated record
AUGGGGAAAAAUCAACAGAAAUGGUCAAAUCUGUUCACAGGGAAUAAAAUGGCUGCACGAGGUAUGGAUCUAGUGUUCAUACCACCUAUUAUUCAGGAUGGGGUUAAAAAGGUACAAUUACAACAGGAGGAGAUGGAAUUGGAGACUAUGAAAUGGCAAAAAGCUAUAAUCGUAUACAUCAUUGGAGAAACACCAUCAAUAGGAGCCAUGGAGAGAUUUAUAGCUGUACAAUGGAAUUUUGCUGCUAAACCUACAGUGUAUUACCAUAAUGAAGGUUACUUUGUGGUACUAUUCAAUAGUAUGGAAGAUAAAAAUGCUGUACUCUACUCAGGACCAUAUACAAUGGGGGUGAAACUAAUGAUUCUGAAGUCAUGGACUGAGGACUUCAAUUUGUACAAUGAAGUUCUCAAAACUAUUCCAUUAUGGGUAAGCUUUCCUAAUUUGCCUCUAAACUGUUGGGGUAGGUUGACAUUGAGUAGAAUUGCUAGUGGACUAGGGAUACCUUUGUAUGCUGAUGAAUGUACAAGUAAUACUGCUAGAAUCUCAUAUGCUCGAGUGCUUAUAGAGAUGGAUAUUAGCAAGGAGUUACCUAAAUGUGUUAAAAUCCAAGACCCUUCAGGCAAAGAAUUUGAACAAGAGGUGGAGUAUGAUUGGGUUCCCCAGUAUUGUAAGAAAUGCUUGAUGGUGGGGCAUGACUGUGAAAGAGAGCAAGACAGAACUAGACCAACAAACAGAAGUGUACAAAAUGACCAGAAUCAGACUAAACAACAAGGAAGGAGUACCAAUAAUCCAAAAGAAGAUCAUCAAGUCUGGACUAAAGCAAAGGGCAAGGUGGGACUGACAAGUCCUAUACAGCAAGUUAUAAAGACUACAAAUGGCUUUUCUCCAUUGAGAGAAGUAGCAAAUGAAGGUAAAAUAUGCUGGGCAGAUGAUGAUAAAGUUGGAUGUAGUAGGGGAGCAGGAGAAGUGAUAAUUCCAACUAAUCAGAAACCUACAUGGAAUGUGAGGGGGUUUAAUAAAGUACAUAAGCAAAAGGAGAUGAAAAUUUUCUUAGAAAAGCAAAAAAUAAAUCUUAUAGCAGUAGUUGAGCAUAGAGUACAGAGCAAUAAAGAAAGGGAGAUUAUAAAUAAAUAUGCACCAGCCUGGAGUUGGUGCUCAAACAGUAAGGGGAAUGAAAGAGGUAGAAUCUGGAUUCUAUGGGAUGCAAAUAGUAUUCAAUUCACUAUGUUGCAAUCUCAUAACCAAUAUAUUCAUGGUAUAGUCAAAAAUAGCAACUCCAGUAAGCAGUUUGCUUUUACAGCUAUAUAUGGACUACAUACUAUUGCUCAAAGAUAUGACUUGUGGGAAGAAUUGAGAAAAAUUGACUCGCAGACCGUUUGUAAUUGGUUGCUCAUGGGGGACUUUAAUGUUGUAAUGGAUAAAGAGGAUAGAGUUAAUGGCACAGAAAUACAAGAAAAUGAAACCAAGGAUUUUAGAGCUCUAAUGGAGGAUUGCAACUUCAAUGAACUAAGAACUGUGGGAAGAACAUACACAUGGACAAAUUGUCAUGUUAGAAUUGAUAGAGCUAUUGUAAAGGCUCAAUAG